UUGGACCCUAGAGUUGUGGCAGAUGCCAUCCUCCGAGGGAUCAAGGUUGAGUCUUCCUCUGGCUCUAUUCAAAGCCUUACCAACAUCCGCCUCGUCCUGAUUAAAAUCAGUGUCUUCUUGGCAUUUAAAGAAGAAGCAAUGCAAACGUUCUCCACUGCUGUUAUCCAAAAAGCAUCAUUGCCUCAGGUGCCUCAGGUACAGCAACAACAGCCACCACCCUCUGUGACAACAAACCUGAGCUUGCUCCAUACCAGCUCUGCAAGUCAGCAGUCCGUCUUCCUGUUCCUGGGUCUUAGUGGAAAAGAUGUUCAUGAUGCCAUGGAAAAGCUGAAGAGCCUUUACCAGGCACAGUGCUCCACUCAAACCUUCAAAAAGGAGGAGCUGACUAACCUCACCCAAGACAACAUGCAGGAUCUGAUGCACAUGGUGAAGACUCGGGGUCUGUACGUGAAAAAGGAUGCAUCUGGCAGUUUAACAGUGAGCGGGCUGACAGAGGGGGUAAACCACGCAAGACAGAUUGUAAACGACGCUGUGCACAGCAACCUCAGGAGGGAGAUGAGAGACAGGGAGGAGGAGGAUUUGUUCAGCCGUGUGACUUGGUGCAUCCAGGGACAUGGUGGCAACUGGGAAAGACUCCCCAAAACGGCAAAUCAUCACCUGGAAAAUAAGGAUGUAGCGGCAGGAAUAGUGGACGCACAGGGAAUUACGUGGAAGGUGGAUCUACAGAGGAUGGAGGCCUCAUCGUCAACAAUUGGACUGAAGAGGAAGCUGAAGAGACUGGAGAAUGUGGAAGACUUUGCUCUGCCCCUGCUCUGGGACAGCAUGACUGCUGAUGAGGGUAUGAAGGUGGUUACACUGGAGCCUUCCUCUACAGAGUACCGGAGAGUAAAGAAGGCCUUCAAAAGAACUGUCCCCAAGGCGGUCAUGAAGGUGGCAACUGCAUAUGGUCAUGGAACCUACUUCGCCUUAAACGCCAGUUACUCGGCUAACCCCAGAUACUCCAAGCCAGCAGAUGAUGGUUCUCAGUUAAUGUUCGUGGCUCGAGUCCUGACUGGCCUCUACACUCAGGGCAACAGCAACAUGAAGGUUCCUCCACAGGUGGAAGGCAGCCUGGAGGAUCAUGACCGCUACGACAGCGUGGUGGACAGCAUAGACAGCCCAUCCAUGUAUGUUGUCUUCCAUGAUAACCAAGCCUACCCAGAGUAUCUUAUCACCUUCAAGUGA
This is a messenger RNA of Acanthochromis polyacanthus (spiny chromis), 1224 nucleotides long. RefSeq lists its product as uncharacterized. The transcript has 4 exons. The record is from RefSeq and is a predicted model, not a curated record. Gene Ontology annotation, biological process: negative regulation of gene expression. Bases 139 to 1224 code for a protein of 361 amino acids. Gene Ontology annotation, cellular component: nucleus; cytoplasm. Gene Ontology annotation, molecular function: transcription corepressor activity; NAD+ poly-ADP-ribosyltransferase activity. NCBI's taxonomy places the organism in Eukaryota, Metazoa, Chordata, Actinopteri, Pomacentridae.